Molecule: messenger RNA, 459 nt
Organism: Naumovozyma castellii
Lineage: Eukaryota; Fungi; Ascomycota; Saccharomycetes; Saccharomycetales; Saccharomycetaceae
Gene: SMD1
Product: mRNA splicing protein SMD1
Exons: 1
Coding region: 1-459 (152 amino acids)
Source: RefSeq, a predicted model, not a curated record
AUGAAGCUAGUAAAUUUUUUAAAAAAAUUGCGCAAUGAACAAGUAACUAUAGAAUUGAAAAAUGGUACGACAGUUUGGGGAACCCUCCAGACGGUAUCCCCUCAGAUGAAUGCCACUCUAACAGAUGUCAAAUUAUCACUACCUCACAACAGUUCACAUGGUGUAUCGGCUGGCCCCAUUGCUAUGGCUUCCGUAUAUUUAACUAAUGGCGAAACGAGUACGGAUUCAUCCAGUAAUAGUAAUGCUGGAAGGACUACUUCUUUACAAUAUAUCAAUAUUCGUGGGAAUACCAUUAGACAGAUAAUACUACCUGAUUCCUUGAAUUUAGAUAGUUUACUUGUGGACGAGGUACAACUAAAUAAGUUGAGGAGAACAGGACAAGUAACAGAUGAUAGUAACAAGAAAAGGAAAAGAGAGUUUGGUGGGAAUGCCGCGAAGAGAGUAAAAAGGGCACUCUGA